AUGUCGCUCAUCUUCCUGUCACUCCUCGCCUCGUCCGCCGAGACACUCCGCCUCUACGUCCACCGUGAGGAGCCAAAGCUCGACAACCCAAACGGGCCCUGCUCGACUCUCCUCGACAUCGCUCCGUCGGCCGGCGUCGACGGGGCUCUCCGGCUCGCCUCUGCUCGCCUGCAAGUCUCACUCAGCUCGCUUGCCACCGAGAGCGGCACGACCGUCACCUCGCUCGCUGCGCUGGCCAACGACACCACCCUGCGCGCCCUCGAGGCGUCGCACGCAGAGGCGGCGGCGCGGAGAGAGCUCGCCGCAGCGUACCGGCUCUUCCACAUGUAUGGACUCGCGCCCUUUGACGGCGAGAGCAUCAACUUCAUCGCGGCCCGCCGUGCCCAGAUCUAA
This is a messenger RNA of Emiliania huxleyi CCMP1516, 393 nucleotides long. RefSeq lists its product as hypothetical. The transcript has a single exon. Bases 1 to 393 code for a protein of 130 amino acids. The record is from RefSeq and is a predicted model, not a curated record. Lineage: Eukaryota; Haptophyta; Isochrysidales; Noelaerhabdaceae.